Messenger RNA from Zea mays, 1972 nucleotides. RefSeq lists its product as uncharacterized. Gene Ontology annotation, molecular function: protein binding. Bases 14 to 1687 code for a protein of 557 amino acids. The record is from RefSeq and is marked validated. Lineage: Eukaryota; Viridiplantae; Streptophyta; Magnoliopsida; Poales; Poaceae. The transcript is spliced from 7 exons.
CCGUCCCCCCGCCAUGUCGCCGCCGGCUGCCGGCGCGGCCGCCAACUCCGGCGACGGGACGCCUCCGUCGCCGCGCGAGCUCUACACCAUCCCGGCAUCAUCCGGUUGGUUCCGGUGGGACGGGAUCCACGAGACGGAGCGGCGGGCGCUGCCGGAGUUCUUCGGAGGGGCAGGCGGCGCUGGGUUCGGGACGGCGACGCGGAACCCGCGGAUCUACCGCGAGUACCGCGACUUCAUCAUCGCCAAAUACCGGGAGGACCCGGCGCGCCGCCUCACUUUCACCGAGGUCCGCAGGGCGCUUGUCGGGGACGUCACGCUCCUCCGGAAGCUCUUUGCCUUCCUCGACUCCUCCGGCCUCAUCAACUUCUCGGCCUCCUCGUCCUCGGUCCCCGCGUCGCGGCAGCAGGAGGUGGGGGUCGUCGUGGAGGCGCCCGUGGGUCUGCAGGUGACGCCGCGUCCUCCAGCGUCCUACUUCGCCGAAGAGAAGCGUGUAGCGGCGGGCGGGGAGAAGGAGAACGAAUUCCGGUUGCCGCCGCUGACCUCCUACAGUGAUGUGUUCGGGGAAUGGGCACCUGGGAAGGCGCCUAUAUGCGGUUUUUGCGGUGAGGAGUGCAAUGGUGCGGAUGUUGAGACGCUGCAGGAUGGUUUUAAAGUAUGUUCAAAAUGUUCCAAAAGCAAUAAUGAUAAUAUCAAGGAAGAGGCGAAUAAAUGUCCUGGUGACAAAAAAGAGAAUAUGGAAAAUCAUGCUUCCAGUGCAUGGACAGACACUGAGACGUUACUCCUUUUAGAAGGAGUCCUAAAACAUGGAGAUGAUUGGGAUCUUAUCGCUCAGCAUGUCCGCACAAAGAAUAAAUCAGAAUGCAUAGCAAUGCUUAUUCAAUUACCUUUUGGCGAACAUAUGCUGGGCACAAUAAAUGGUAAAUUCGUUAGCAGGCUCCACAUAAACCAGACAGAUGAUGGAAAAACGAACCAGCACAUUAUGGAGUCUUCAAGUCACUCAACCGAAAUGGCUGAUGGCAUGCAGAUUGAUGGAAGUGAAGAUAGUGCUGAUAAAUCAGUUGAAGAAUAUCCUACAAAACGCAGACGAUUGUUUUUUUCAAUGGAUGCUACCACUUCAUUGAUGGAGCAGUUAGCUAUCCUGACCACAGCAGCUAGCCCAGAUGUUGCUGCUGCUGCUGCUGAUGCCGCAAUUAAAGCAUUUGGCAAUGAAAACCCGCAAGCAAGGAAAGCCUUUCGCCUCAACGAGCAAGAAUAUAAGACUAAGGCUUUUGCUUCUAAUCAUGUCCAACAGAUUGACCACAAAGUUAGCAAUAAGGAUACGGCGAUGCAUGGCCAGAGUGGUUCUGAUAAGCAGGAAAAGAAGUUCAUUGCUAGCGCAUAUCAAUUGAGGGCAGCUGUUGCUACUGCUGUUGGUGUAGCUGCUGCCCGUGCUAAAAUGCUUGCAGACCAGGAGGAGCGAGAAAUGGAGCUCCUAAUGGCGUCUGUAAUUGAAACUCAGCUAAGAAAGAUGCAAUACAAGAUCAAACACUUUGAGGAGCUAGAUUCACUCAUGGAUCAAGAGUACACCGCUAUACAGCAAAUGAAGGGAUCCCUCAUGAAUGAAUGGAUAAAGGUCCUUGAGCAUGCAUUCCGGGCUGGAGUGUCUCUACCGAGAGAUGAAUUGCUCACCAAACUGUUGCUGAACUAGCCGCCCAUCCCAUGAGGACCUGGCUGUAGUCGAGUAGUUCUCUGAUAUGCGUCACCCCCUUGACUGUUGCUGGUAGAUAGCUUCCUGCGUGGGUGCGUCUGUAAAGGUGCCGAUUGUGCUUUCGAUUUCUCAGAAUUUUGGGGAUCAGAACAACCCUUCGUAACUCUUUGCCCUGUUGUACCAAACUAGGUUAGAUGGCAAAAUUGCUGAAAUUUUCUUGUAGCUGUUGACAUGUAUGGUUUCGUUCGUAUGGAUGUGAAAAUGGUACCUCAGUUUUGGAGUUUC